AUGUUUCCGCGGAAAAAGGAUGAGACUGCUGGAAUUCUGAUUGCUUCUGCCAAAGCAAUUCAACUGAAAGUCAACUGCAAGAUUGCUAGGCUGGCUAUGAACUUUUGGGCAGAAGCAAUCAACACAACAUGCUUUGUUACGUUCUGUUUUCGAUAUGGUGUGCUAUGUGUUCGAUACUUGGCAUCGAAUGAUUUUGUUCGUGAGGCUGAAGCAUAUGCUAUGUUGUUUACUCCUCUGCACAUUGCUUGUUUGAGUGUCCAUCUUGAGUUUGCUAAGGAGAUCAUUCAUUUGAGGCCCGAAUUUGCAAGAGAACUAAACCAGGAUGGUUUCAGCCCUUUGCAUAUUGCCUCAGCAAAUGGAGAUAUAGAGAUUGUGAAGGAGCUAUUGAAUGUUGACAGUAAUCUAUGCCUUGUCAAGGGGAAGGACAGAAGAAUUCCCCUUCACUAUGCAAUAAUCAAAGGCAGAGGACAUGUCAUGAAGGAGCUUCUUGUGGCUUCUCCAGACUCAGCAGAAGAAGUGACUGCUCGUGGCGAGACUUGCCUUCAUUUAGCUGUCAAGAAUCAUCAGUUUGAAGCAUUCAAAUUACUACUUGAGAAUCUCAAGGAAUUUGACAAGAAUGGUCUUUUAAACAAGAAGGAUAUCCAAGGAAACACUGUUUUGCAUCUUGCUACGUCAACUAAGCAAUUCGAGGUUGUUGAUCAAUUGCUCGACGAAAAUCUUGUUGCUAAAGGCACUACUGAAGUGAAUUCUUUGAACAAAGGAGGCCUUACACCUUUGGAAGUACUACUUAAGGAAUCAGGAGAUAGAGGUAUUGAGGAAAUUCUAACAACAUCUGGUGCUGUAUCUGCUGAAAACUUGCAAUCUUCGCAACAAGAAGGUUUGCCACAAUCAUCAUUCAUCUAUCUCAUUUACAAGAAUGUUCCAGUCCAAGAUCCAUCAAAUGAACAAUCCAGCAGAGAACAAACAAGGGACGAUGGGCCUCGAUCUAAUUCUAAGAAGCUUCAGGAUUUCUUCAAGUACAAUAAAACCAAAGAUUGUCCAGGAAAAGUAAGAGACACCUUUCUUGUGAUAGCCAUUCUAAUUGCAACUGCAACUUAUCAAACAGUACUUAGUCCACCAGGAGGUGUAUGGCAGGACACUUACUGGCCUGAUCACAAUAACAGCAGCAGUAGUGAUGGCAUAAUGUCCUUGCGACGAAUUGCAGGACAAUCAGUGAUGGGAACCAACAAUCCAAUUUCCUAUGGCUUGUUCUUGGUUUUCAACUCUAUCGGAUUUUUCGUGUCCCUUCACACUAUAAAUUUCCUGACCAUAGGAUUUCCUUUGCAAUUGGAACUGCAGAUCUCACUUGUUGCCUUGAUAGCAACCUAUGAUACUGUGAUGUCUGCCAUAACGCCUAACCGGGGAAUUUCUCUCUUAUUUACUAUCUUUUCCAUAGUCUUUACAGUAUUCUUGCCUCAUAUUACAAAGUUGUUGAGAAACCAUUGCAAGAAACCUAAAUUUAUUAUCAAGAUUUGUGAACUGUUUAGAUAGUUGAACAACAUC
Molecule: messenger RNA, 1542 nt
Organism: Solanum tuberosum (potato)
Lineage: Eukaryota; Viridiplantae; Streptophyta; Magnoliopsida; Solanales; Solanaceae
Product: ankyrin repeat-containing protein At3g12360-like
Exons: 5
Coding region: 1-1530 (509 amino acids)
Cellular component (GO): plasma membrane
Molecular function (GO): protein binding
Source: RefSeq, a predicted model, not a curated record